This is a messenger RNA of Clonostachys rhizophaga, 1536 nucleotides long. Lineage: Eukaryota; Fungi; Ascomycota; Sordariomycetes; Hypocreales; Bionectriaceae. The record is from the annotation of a GenBank genome assembly.
AUGUUUGCGCGUCAAGCAGAGUAUCUCAUGGAGGCCGAUUCAGAUGGAAAGUACCGCUUCAGGCUCCUCUCCCUCUCCAGGAGUAGCCCCUCGAGAGAAAACGGCAAGUUUUCAGGGCAAUCCAUUCCGGAGCACUGGAAGAGUAAACCGGCGCAAAGUAACACCAUCCCAAGCAAUACCACCCCAUCAGCAGCGCCCAGCAUCCCCGCAGAACCCCCACCUCCUGAGAGCGUGCAGAUCGACAAGUCACUUGUGCCUAUUCACAGCCCCGUCAUUCAAGAGCAGCAGGUAAUGCAGGCUGCUCUGCCGCAUCCAUCUGCGGAAUUUCAUCUCGUCAGGGAGUAUUCGUCAUCUGUACUCUUUGAAAACCUCCUCAGUCACUUCUCUUCGCAGGUCGUACCUCGAUUGACUUGGAUCGACCUAUCAGAGCAUCCUUGGCGUAGCAUUAUUCUCUCUUUGGCCCAAGACUGCCUCUCAUUGCGCCUGUCAAUCGGAUGCCUCGCGGCUGCCCACUUGUCCACUACCUCACUCGCGGCCAGCACUCAGCAAGCUCAUCUGCUCCAAAUGCGCAACUGGUUCCGCGAUGCUUGUCUCCGGAUCCUCAACAGCAUGAUGCGACAAGAACUGCAGACAGAUCAGCCGGUAGUCUCACUGAAUCAAUACCGGCAGAACUCCAAGAUUGUCCAAGUUCUAGCCACGAUGCUUGUGUUGUGUUAUUCCGGCGCCGUUGUUCCAGGUUCAACCGACUGGGCUCUUCACUUGGGUGCUUGUCGCACUGUUAUUGAUACGUAUCAGUUACGGAACUCUGAACAGACACCGACAGACCCAAUAGAACGCUUCUUGCUGAAAGAAGUGGCCGAUCUCGAGACGCUCAGCAGCAUCUCCGUCUUCAACAGACGCCCAUUAUUGGAUGCAGACCCAUCUCUACAAGCCACACAUAGCAACUCUUUCUGGUCUUUUACUGAUCUGAUUAAUGAGAUCACCGUAGUGGAAAGAACGCGGCAUGCUCAGCAGUCCCCUCCCCCUCCAGAUAUGCCUUACUGGCACAGUCGAGCUGAGCAGGCGUACCAGACUGUCCUGACAAACAUUACUCAAAUCACCAACCAACAUCAGCAAACCUCGCAAUAUCGAUUAGAAUCGGCUUUGCGCUCACACUAUUACGCCAAUAUUAUCUACAGCUACCAGGCUUUUGAGACACCGCGGGAUGUCCUGGCUGAAGAGACUGUCAAUCAUCUACUAAAUCUACUAUUCAACGAUCUCGAAUCCACCUUGUCUGGACCAGUGCAUGAGUACACACACACAAUCUUUUUUCCGCUUCUGAUUGCUGGCACAGAGUGUCGUGGCGAUGAACAAAGGCAAGCCUUGAUAGGGAAGCUCUUUAUGGACUCCCUUACAAAGACGGGCAUGUGGUUUAAUCACACCGCAUUGAAGUUUUUGCAUUCGUUCUGGGAACGGGCGAAUGAUGACAAAAGCAAGAGCUGGAUACAUUAUGCCCGCGAAAAUGAGGGAGAAAUAGGCACAUUCAUUGCUUAUUGA